Molecule: messenger RNA, 2288 nt
Organism: Orbicella faveolata
Lineage: Eukaryota; Metazoa; Cnidaria; Anthozoa; Scleractinia; Merulinidae
Product: phosphatidylinositol 3,4,5-trisphosphate 5-phosphatase 2-like
Biological process (GO): phosphatidylinositol dephosphorylation; regulation of signal transduction; regulation of immune response
Molecular function (GO): protein binding; phosphatase activity
Source: RefSeq, a predicted model, not a curated record
UGGCUACCCCCGGUACUACCCCCGGUACCACCCGAUCUGUACUCCCCCAGGAGGGCCCCCUUCCUGGGCCCCUACUCCCCAGUCGUCCUUCACUGCCACCCAAAUUUUAACCACAGCCAGUGUGUUAUUUCCUAAAUGUAGUAUCGUUAGUGGAAGCUAAGACCAAGCCUCGAAAGAGGGUCAUUAAUCCUAAAAUGUGUUUCAAAGAAAUUACUUAUUAGAAUUGAUUGAUUGAUUGAUGGAUUUAUUGUGCAAUCUUGAGAUAAGACACAUACUGAUUCACUCUGUAGUGAAAUUAAUGUGUGAGCUGGAAAGCUUAAUUCACACAGUGCAAAGGGUCCGCGUGCACUAACUCUACCACCGCCCUGGACUGCGAAAGCGAAGAUUCGGAAGACUUACUUGUAUAGCAUGUGUAGAUUACAAUUCAAGAAUGACUAUUUCUAGCGUGAAGAUAAGGGAUAAACGUGUCUUGGAAAAUGUAAACUUUCGAAUAACUCAGCAUUUUAAAAGUUGUUCUUUUAUGGGUCUUUAUUUUAAGCUUAGUUUUUUUACUUGUUAGCUCCCCGUACAAUUUACAUGUAAGUUCUAGAUAGACAGCAGGUAAAUAAAAUGACGAUCAAGAAGGAGAAAUUAAUUGCAACUUGUAAUAUGUAAUGAUGUUAAGAGAGAGUAAAGGAAAAUGUUAUGUUUGUUGUUCUGACAGUAGACAACGUUUUAUUUGCCUCAUACUGUAUAUAUAUUGAAGUUACCAGAGUUGUUGGUAUUGGCUGUUGGUCACCAUUUGGUUAUGUAUAUUUAUCACUGAUACCUGUGCUUUUUUUUCUUUUUGUUCGUUUGCUUUUUUUAAGACAUGGUGAGGACAGAAAAGAACAAUGUGGUCGAAUCUGGAAAAAAGCACUUCAGUGAAAACAAGUCAAGUGGAGACUAUUCGUAUCCCGAGUGGAGUAAGGCAGUUAUUCCUCAACUUCAUCCCAUAAUAUCAGAUUACAGAUACCUUGAGGAACAGCAUCUGUUACUGGCCAUCAAGUCUGUAGACAACGACGAGUCUUAUGGGGAGUGCUGUAUCGCAUUGAGGACCAUGGUCAAUGUCAUUCCACAGGAAUGCGAUGGCAUUAUUCUGUCACAUCAUGGCGAAGAAACCGGAGAAAUUAUGAUUGAGAUGCAUGUGAAGCUUCCAGACAACAACAACAUGAAAACAUCCUCACAGUCAGAUGAUCUCAUCAGCACAGAUGAUCUCGAGAUGACCAGAAAAGGAUCAGUGAAAAUGCCUCAAGUACCGCAACGCAGAAGUCAUGUUCCACAAGGUACAGCAAAGCGCGCUGACGAAAAUCCUCCAGUGAUUCCAAAACGACAUUCAACCACUCAACCGGACACGGCAAGGAUGUCAGGAGAUCCACCUCCAUUACCAGCCAAGAAAUCCAAGCCUAAAACAGUUGGUGAAAUUAUGGAACGAAUAGGAUUUCCUCAAUAUACCAGCAGUCUUCUGGAAUAUGGAUGGGAUGACUUGGAAUUCCUUAGCGACUUGACAGAAGGUGACUUGACUGAAGCUGGGGUUCCCAAAGAGCACCAAAGAAUGGUAAGACUGGGGACGACUCAGUUCAGUGCUACAUGUACCAGAAUGUGCUGCUAAACAGAAAAGGUGCUUUUUGAAGUUGUUCGUUGGUGGCAGGUUGUAUCUGGGCCAGUUGUUCAAGGGGUUGAUAAAACUAUCCAGCGUAUAAAUCGAUUUAAUGUGUAGACACAAGUGUUUUCUAGAAUACACCAUUCGAAAAAUUCAAAUGAAACUACAUCCGGGACCCGAGUGGCGUUUUUCUCACUUGGCGGAUAUUAAAUGACGUCAUUUCUCGCUUUUUCACAUUCAGUCUACAAUUAAUGCAAUUGAGUAUAUGAAAGAUCAUACAUUGAACUGCGGAGAAAGAUAUGAAGUCAGUCUAUAUAAUAAAAAGAAACUUACACCGUGGCUUGAAGAUAUGAAUUUCGUUUUCUCGUGUUGAAGAGAAUAUUUUGCUCACUCACUGCGCUCGUUCGUAAAAAUUGUUAUCCUUUGAACAACUGAGGCCUGGUGCUCAAGACAGAAACUGAACAUACAAAAAGUGUUAACAAAGGAACAAUUUGAAUUUUUUUUUUCUGUGAUCAGAACGGAUAAGUUGUUUUGUUUGUGAUCAGCUGAUGCGUUAGAACUCAACAUCUCCAUCUCUGAAUUUCAGUUUCUCAUUAGACAAUUCAGUUCUUGCGUUCAUUCAGGAACAAUUCUGUCACUCCAAUAAGAAUUCGAAGGUCUUUAACAA